Messenger RNA from Condylostylus longicornis, 3793 nucleotides. RefSeq names its product oxidative stress-induced growth inhibitor 2-like. NCBI's taxonomy places the organism in Eukaryota, Metazoa, Arthropoda, Insecta, Diptera, Dolichopodidae. The record is from RefSeq and is a predicted model, not a curated record. Bases 1130 to 3328 code for a protein of 732 amino acids. The transcript is spliced from 5 exons.
AAUUUUUUUUUAUUUUAGGUAACACUAUUAUCAUGAAAACAUAACCUAACCUAAUAGAGUUAAUUCAUUAUACAGCCAUAUUAUAUCAAUGAAAAAAAAAAGGACAAGGAGAGAGCGAGCGAAAACUUAGAGAAAAAUAACGCAACAAUAAAAAAAAAGAGUAUAUAAAAAUUUUUCAAUAUUUUUCAUAUAAAAGCCGGCUGUUAUUCAAGGUUGUAGUUCAUUCCAUUUCGAAAUUUUGUGAGUUAAAGAGAUAUUCAAAUGUGAACUAAAAAAAAAAAAAAAAACAUAAAAGAAAAAGAAAAUUUGACUAUAGAUUUUUUCUUUUAUUUUCAAUAAAACAAAUGUUUUAACUUAAAAAAAUAAAUAUUUUAGGUGUUAAAUGGAAAAAAAAAAUCACUGAAAAGAAAAGAAGAAAGUAAAAUUAAAAUUUAAUUUUUUAUAUGACCAAUUCUUUACCAUUCUGGGAAUAGCUAUACAAAAUAAAAAAAUUGUGAUUCACAGUGUAAAACAACAAAAUCAAAUUGAAAAAAGAAGAAAAAAUAAAAAUAAAGAAAAGCGCGGAAUUUCCUCGUAAAUGCAAUUUAAACGGGUUUUAUCGGAUACGGAUACUAAAAGGAAUAGAAGACAACAAAAAAAAUAUACAUAUAUACAUAUACAUAUUUAUAUAAAUAAAUUCGCUUGAAUUGGAUAAAAUUAGGAAAAAAGGUGUGCAAUACAAUUUUGAGCAAAAAUAAAAAAUAAUUUUAAAAGUAACUUUAGAGUUGAUUUCAAUGAAAAAGGAAUUAUUUUUACUCAAAUAAAUUCAAGGAUUAUAAAAAAACAAGUUAAAGUGGUGAAAAUUUUUAAGUAAAUAAUUUUUUUUAUAAAACAAAAGACAAUUUCAGUUCUUCAAUUUAAGAAAAUCGGAAAAAUUUAGAAAAAAAUAAAAAUAUUUUUCACACUGAAAAGGAAUCUUAUAUUAUUUAAUAAUUACUAAAUAAUUAUUUAUUAUAAUAAUUAAUCUUGAGAAACAUUUAAAAUAAAAGCAGUUAUAAUAUUAUAUACAUAUUUACAUACAUAGCUAUAAAAUAGUUAUUUAUUAAAAAUAUUUUAAGAUCAAAAUAAAUAAAAGAGUAUAAAUUUCAUAAUGAAAGACAUAACAGUAAAAAGUAUACCAAAAGGAACUGAAUAUAAGGAGGUUGUCAUUAUUGGCAAUGGUCCCAGUGGUAUUACAUUAUCUUAUAUGUUAGCCGGAAAUUGGCCAUAUUGGAUUCCAGAAAAGAUAGAAAAACAUCCAGAUGAAUUACUUAGAGCUAGAUUAAAUUAUGCUGAUAAUAGUAAAAGUUUAGUUGAACAAGAUUUAAUUACAUUAGCUGAAGGUUUAGAGGGUCGAAGUACAAAUCCAGUAUCAUUACUAUUAGAUAGUUUAGAACAUCCAUGUGCUGAUUUUGGAAUGGAGUUACCAUCAAUGCUAGAAUAUAAAAUGAACUCUAAUAGAACGAUUGAUCAUGUUGUUCUUGGUAAAGGUCCACCAGGUGGAACAUGGCAUCGUAUGGAUCCAAAUUUACGUACAUUAUCAUUAGCGGCAUGGAUGUCUUUACCUGGUUUAAAUUAUAAUGAUUGGGAAGAACAAAAACAGCAACAAGAACAACAACAAGAACAUAUUGAAGACAUUGAAAAUCCAAAUAAUUCAAAUAAUUUAUUUAAAACAAUAAUUAAAAAUUCAUUACAAAAAAGUGAUAAUCAAAAACAAAAAACACAAAUGGAAAAUAAUACAGAAUGUGCAAAAUGUCUUGAACUAAGAUCAAAACCUAAUCCAAAAUAUAUAAUAAAAACUAACAUUGUCAGAAAGAAUGAAGAUGAUAAAAAUAGUUUAGGUUUAGAGAAUAAUAAUGAAUCGGAAAUAGGUGCCUUGUGUUGUAAAUGUACUAAAGCUUUUACAAUUAAUGCAAAUGCAAAUGAUAGUUUUAACAUAAAUCAGAAUAAAGGUAUUCAAAUGCCCCCUCGGCGAAAUUUAUCACUAAAACGUUUAAUGUCAAAAGAAGUUCAGACCAGAGCUCUUGUAUCAAGAGUUGCGCAAUAUUAUGAAGAAUAUGUUAGUAUAAUGGAUUUGAAUAAAUACUUUGUAAAUGAUACUAUAGUAACACUAAUCGCUCCAUUAGUAUCUUGUUUGCAACAAGACGAACAGCAGAUAUGUAUUCCAUUGACAGACCAACAAGACAAGGAAACUCAGCCCUGCAUAGAAAAAUCAGAGUUUCCAGAAAAAGGAAAAUUUAAUAGAGCUAGAUGGAUUGUUGCUGGAAUCAACAAGGCAACCGGUCGAUCAUUUUAUUACGCUUGUCACAAUGUUGUUUUGGCGAAUGGUGUUUCAGAUUUAGCAAAUAGAUUAGGUUUAAGAGGAGAAACUUUAAAGUCAUCAUGGGUUAAGCACGAAUUACCUGAUUUAGAAGCAGAUUUAGAAAAAUUAAAGGAAAAAGAACGAAGAAGUUUAAAACCAGUUGUUGUAGUCGGUGCUGGACUAAGUGCAGCUGAUGCAGUAACAAUAUGUCGUUUGUCUGAUAUUCCCGUUAUUCACGUAUUCCGCAGUCGUUCAGCUGGUUUAGAUAAAAUGUUACCAGAAAAUGUUUAUCCAGAAUAUCAUGAAGUACAAAGAAUGAUGAAAGAUCCUCAUACGCAAUAUGAUUAUUAUACACCACUACCAGAGCAUACCUUGUGUGAUAUAUUUACUUCAUCAUCAAAUAAUGAUCAACAUAAUGUUACCGUACGCCAUUUAAUAACUGGCGAAAUGAAAACAUUUGAAGUGUCAUAUUGUGCUAUAUUGAUUGGGUCGCGACCAGAUUUGCGUUUCAUAUCCAAUAUCACAAAAACUUUACCAACAUAUCCAUCAAAGGUGGCUAUUACAACACUCGCAACAAAUUUUGUUAAUCAAACAGAACAAGUCGUGUUUUCGCCAAUGAGUAGAAAAAUUUCUUGGUUGAAAAAUUUUUGUUCAAAAUGUAAACAUUUUAAUAUAUGCGAAUGGAGUUUUCGUUCAAAUGAAAAUCGCACAAAAAUUUGUGGCCAUCAGUAUAAUAAGACAUGUGAUUGCUUAAAUCGAUUAAAUAGUCCAGUUUUAAAAAAUAUGUUAUUUGUCACUGAAGACACAGGUCUAGGACUUGGAAUAGAUCCAAAUAAACCAAUUGACUCAAAGACUAAUCAAAUUGCUGUUGAUAAAUUUACAAAUGAAAUUGAACGUGUACCAAAAGGUUUAUAUGCGUUAGGUCCAUUAGUUGGUGAUAAUUUUGUUAGAUUUAUACCGGGUGGUGCCUUAGCAAUCACAGCCGCUCUUAAUAGGGAAAAUGAUUGAAAAUUUCUAUUAGACUUUAUUUUGUUUUAAUGACUAAAAUGAGAACAUAUAAAAUAUACCAAGGCGAUUGUUGAAAAAGAAAACGGAAAUUUAGAAGUUAUUUUUAUUAAGUAAAAAAUCGUGGUGUAUUUUCAACUUUUGUAAUUACUUUUAAAAUAAUUGGUGCGCAAGAUCGAUAUUUAUAUUAAUAAUUUUGAAUUGUACUGUAGUCUUAAACAAAAUAGUUUAAUUUGAAUAUAAACACGUUGUUGUUGGAAUAUAAUUUGAAACAUAACAAUAUUAUUUAAUAAUUUUAUACGUUAGAAAUCUAAAUUCACUAAAAAUUUAUUAAAGUCAGUAUUAUUGUACAUCAAAAAAAAAUUUUUUUUAAAUACAUUUAAAUUUAAAAAACUUUUAAAGUUCAAGACAAAUUUUAUUUUAUGAACAAAAGUAAUUUUAAGAUAAAUAAUUUUUCCUACUGUAAUA